AUGCGAGGAAGCUUGGGAACGUCAUCGACUCAAGCAGGAGGGGCGAGGAAGGCACGCGGACACACGCCAUCGUUGUACCUGGGGUGCGGCAAGUACUCGUGGACGGGCUGGGCUGUAGUGUGCAUCUUCAUCCUCUUCUCCGCCAUCACCAUACGUCUGCUCGUCAUACGGCGGGCGCGCCAGCAACUCGACAACAACACUCUGCAAGCCUCCGCGUCAGCCUCCAAGAUGAGCGACGAGGAAUCAUCCCGCGAACGAUUUCAGGUCGCGGAGGGCCACACCCUUAGUGUCCUCACCGGCGGCAAUGACAGCAGCGACUACCUCUUCCUUUUAGUGCAUGGCGCCAGCAGAGAGUUUCAGAACGCGGAGCAUUGGAAGCCACACAUGGACUUCUUCGCUCGGCUCGGGCGAGUAUACGCCGUCGACCUGCUCGGGCAUGGCCACUCCACUCCCGGCCCUAGCGAUGCCCUCCAGAACCCAGUCUCGUCUGAGGCUCAGGUGCGAGCUCUGUGGAAGCUGAUUGCUGAGAAGAAGAAGGACCAACAAAAGCUCGUUCUCGUCGGACGCUCCUAUGGUGGGCGGAUCGUCAUGAACCUGGCCAACACGCUCGGCGCUGACCAAGUCCACAAGAUCAUCCUCAUUGCACCGGCGCUGAUGGACGACCAGGUGCAGGGUCUCAAGAAAGAGGUCCUGGCGCUGCCCACGCUCGUGUUCUGGGCGGGCGACGACACCGCGGUGCCGUAUCACAGGGUGAAGGACCUGCUCGACUACUUUGGGGACAGGGAAGUGGUGCUCUUUGAGCACGUCGUCUCCGAAGGCCGACAGGCCUGGGAGGCCCACACUCCCGAGCUCAUCAAGGUCGAAGAUUUCCAGAACAAGGUGGAGGCCUGGCUAUCUUGA
Molecule: messenger RNA, 900 nt
Organism: Acanthamoeba castellanii str. Neff
Lineage: Eukaryota; Discosea; Longamoebia; Acanthamoebidae
Exons: 7
Coding region: 1-900 (299 amino acids)
Source: RefSeq, a predicted model, not a curated record